Molecule: messenger RNA, 360 nt
Organism: Symbiodinium sp. CCMP2592
Lineage: Eukaryota; Dinophyceae; Suessiales; Symbiodiniaceae
Source: the annotation of a GenBank genome assembly
AUGAAAGUGCUCGGAGCACGGAGGCAGAUCCGAAUCCAUGAGGGUGACACGCAGGCUAUCUCCAACACAGCCCGAGCUCUUGCUACACUCCUGCAUCGGGACGAGGCAUCGAUGUCCGCUGCAUCUGCCGCAGCACUUCUGCGGAUGCCUGAGUUCGACGAGCAGGGUUGUGCGACCAUGGCCUUUGCUUUCGCCGCCUUGGAGAUCUGGCGCCAGCCGCUGCUCAAUGCUUCGGUAUCGCAAUGCAUUUCUAUUUUGCGUCAACCUGCUGGCUCAUCACGUGCUCCACAGUUGCGUCAUCUCCUUGACACAUUGGCCGCAUCGGUUGAGCGCAGCCGUGGCUGUUGGGAUGACGAGUGA